GCGGGACACCCUGUAAGAAUUUUCUUGCAUAGCUAAUUUGUGUAUCUGUCAGAAAAAACAGUCACGUGGAAUAUUUGUAGUAGCAUCACUCAAAUGAAUGAAUGAAUGAUCGUAUGCUAAAAUGUCGAAUUAUCGGUAAAUAAAUAUAUCCGGAGACGGUUUCCUCGAACAUGGCAUAUCAUUCGAGAGAUAUCUGUGAAUUAGCAACUAUAAGUGAAAUGGAGAAAUGAAUAAGCUCAAAUGGAGCGAUUAUAAUUUUCUUCUCGAUAAUAAUCCACUGACUGGAAUGUGACAUGUGUACAUGCUCAUGCGAGACAUAACCUGAAACACUAAACGUCACAGUUCAUUAACUAUUGAAAUUAUUGGUUUAAAAAAACGAACAGUAACAUAUGAGGUCGUAAAAUGAAUAAGAAGGUGGUCAUUGCGUUUUAUUUGCUGCUAAACGUAAUCUUCUCAAUCGUAAUUGUACUGUUGAACAAAUGGCUCUAUAUUCACACCCUCUUUCCGAACAUCACACUGUCCAUGAUACACUUUGUUAUGACGUUUAUCGGCUUGAUAAUUUGCGAAAAGUUAAAUGUUUUUUGCGUCAAGGAUAUUGACAUCAAGGAGAUGGUGUUAAUCGCCAUGACAUUUUGCGGAUUCGUCGUUCUGACGAACCUGAGCUUAGCACACAAUACGGUCGGAACCUAUCAGGUAGCGAAAAUGUUAACGACACCCUGCGUGAUAGUGAUGCAAAUGAUAUUUUAUAAAAAGCAUUUUAGUACACUUGUCAAAUUAACGUUGAUACCGAUUACAUUAGGAGUAGUGAUCAAUUUUUAUUACGAUCUACAAUUCAACGUCGUCGGAACUGUUUAUGCGACACUUGGAGUGCUUGUAACAUCCUUGUAUCAAGUGAUGAUAAACAGAAAACAGAGAGAAUUUCAGAUGGAUCCAAUGCAAUUGUUAUUUUAUCAAGCACCAUUAUCCACUGUUAUGCUUUUGAUACUUAUUCCAAUCUUCGAACCAGUUGGGCAAACAUUCACACAUAAUUGGUCACUAUUGGAUAUAAUUAUGGUGAUCUUAUCAGGUGUUGUUGCAUUUUUUGUGAAUUUGACUUCCUACUGGAUCAUAGGAAAGACCUCACCUUUAACAUAUAAUAUGGUUGGACAUUCCAAAUUCUGCCUCCUUUUGUUGGGAGGUUCAUUACUUUUCCAUGAAACAUUGGAGAUAAAUCAAGUUAUUGGUAUAACUUUAACAUUAGUGGGAAUUAUAUUAUACGCUCAUGUCAAAAUGAAAGACCAGACAGUAGUGUCAGAAUUUAAAAUCAGAGAAACGAAACCUUUGCACAAAGUAUGAUUCUAUUUGAAGAAAGAUAAUUGACCGAAGAAACAAAAAACCUGGAAUUGAAAGAAAUUUAUCAUUGUACUUAAUAACAUAUAAAUUUUGUAAAUUUAAAGCCUAUAUUACAAUAAAAUUUAUUUAUUACUCCCGAA
Molecule: messenger RNA, 1472 nt
Organism: Cataglyphis hispanica
Lineage: Eukaryota; Metazoa; Arthropoda; Insecta; Hymenoptera; Formicidae
Product: solute carrier family 35 member E3-like
Exons: 5
Coding region: 403-1335 (310 amino acids)
Cellular component (GO): Golgi apparatus
Molecular function (GO): nucleotide-sugar transmembrane transporter activity; antiporter activity
Source: RefSeq, a predicted model, not a curated record